GUCCCCUCGAUCGGCCUCCAAUUGCAUUCAGCGUUUACCACCGCAAGCUCGCGCGCGCCCGCCUUCGUCUCCUCGCCAGCUCCUGCGUUCUCUCCUCACGACAGUCAGCAGCUAGCAGAUCUCUGAAGCCGUCGUCACAUCACCCUAGCUUAAUUAGCUUGACGAGCUGCUAGGGCCUACAAGGCUACGACUCCAUAUCGUGCUAGCUGGUGUGCUGCUAGCUCAUCAUCAUGCUAGAGAACCAAAAGCAAGCGGAGGUAGGCCAGCCCGAACGCACGCACGCGCACUCACCACGCUCUCUUGUCGUCUUGUUUCGCUCCGAUGUUCUCUGGCCGCGGCUGGUGGCCAACAAGCUCUUCCGGAAGACCUCGGGCAGCCACGCCUUCGUCGCCGACUUCCCUGCCGCCGAUGACGACGACGACGACAACAACAACGUCGUCUUUGGAACGGAGUUCGACGACGGCGGGUGCAGCCCCGACGCGGACGCCAGCCGCUGCGUGAAGCGGCCGCGGCCGCAGGAGCGCAACAAGACCCUCAAGUACAAGCUGUUCGCGAGCACGUGGAACGUCGGCGGCGUGGCGCCACCGGACGAUCUGGACCUGUCGGACUGGCUGGACGGUGGCGAGGACGACGACGGGCCCUACGACAUGUACGUGCUGGGGUUGCAGGAGGUGGUGCCGCUGCGCGCGCGCAACGUGCUGGGCGCCGACAAGAAGCGCGUGGGGCUGCGGUGGAUCGAGCUCAUCCGCGCCGCGCUCAACCGCCGGUCGCACUCGCAGCGGCAGAGGCAGCAGGGAGACGGCAGCGGCAAGCAGAAGGUGCACCCGGUCCGGGACGGCGGGCGCGGCGAGCUGGCCUGCAGGGACUACCGGUGCGUGGUGAGCAAGCAGAUGGUGGGCAUCCUGCUCACGGUGUGGGUGCGCUCCGACCUCCGCCGCUUCGUCCGCCGCCCCAGCGUCUCCUGCGUCGGAUGCGGCGUCAUGGGCUGCCUCGGCAACAAGGGUGCCGUGUCCGUCCGGUUCUGGCUGCACGACACGAGCUUCUGCUUCGUGUGCUGCCACCUCGCGUCGGGCGGGCGCGAGGGCGACGAGGCGCACCGCAACGCCGACGCCACGGAGAUCCUCUCCCGGACGACCUUCCCGCGGGGGCACGCGCUCAACUUGCCGCUGCCGCACAAGAUUCUAGACCACGACCGAGUGAUCCUGCUCGGGGACCUCAACUACAGGAUCUCCCUGCCGGAGGCCAAGACGAGGCUGCUGGUGGAGCGGCAGGACUGGAAGACGCUGCUGGAGAACGACCAGCUGCGCGCCGAGCUGGUGUGCCGCGGCGGCGCGUUCCAGGGCUGGAGCGAGGGCGCCAUCACCUUCUCCCCGACCUACAAGUACUACCCCAACUCCGACGCCUACUACGGCUGCGCCACCGCCGGCCAAGGCCACAGGAGCAACAAGCGGCGCGCGCCGGCGUGGUGCGACCGCAUCCUGUGGCGCGGCGCGGGGCUGAGGCAGACCCGCUACGGCCGCUGCGAGUCCCGGCUGUCGGACCACCGCCCCGUCCGCGCCGUCUUCACGGUGGAGGUGGACGCUCCCAGGAACCUCAACUCGCUCAGGAGCUUCUUCAUGUCCGAGAGGUUCGACAGGGCUGGCAGCAGGAGCCCCGGCGCCGCCGACCAGCUGCUCCGCAAGGACGACGUCGUUAACAGCGCCAGAUUCGGAGACACUCUUUGAGACGUGCAUGCAUGAGAUCAGGGUGGAAUCGUCAGCCCAGUUCUUCUCCCGAUUAAGAUUGUACACAACACAGGCAAAAGCUAAGAGAGAUGCAGAUCAGUAUAUAUAUGAUUGUUCUUCAUUUCUGAGUCAGUGUUCGUAAGAUCGUAUCUACUACAGGUAGCUAGGAUACAGAGAUGGCUUUUUUUUUGUUUCCACCCUGUUCCCUACGUUCUGUAUGUAAUUGUAACUACUCUUUCCGUUCCAAAUUAUAAGUCAUUUCAUAAAUUUUGGA
This is a messenger RNA of Sorghum bicolor (sorghum), 1998 nucleotides long. RefSeq names its product type IV inositol polyphosphate 5-phosphatase 9. Gene Ontology annotation, molecular function: phosphatidylinositol-3,4,5-trisphosphate 5-phosphatase activity; inositol-polyphosphate 5-phosphatase activity; phosphatidylinositol-4,5-bisphosphate 5-phosphatase activity. Gene Ontology annotation, biological process: phosphatidylinositol dephosphorylation. The transcript has 5 exons. Lineage: Eukaryota; Viridiplantae; Streptophyta; Magnoliopsida; Poales; Poaceae. The coding region runs from base 231 to 1724 and encodes 497 amino acids. The record is from RefSeq and is a predicted model, not a curated record.